UCCCCCCGCUGCGGCCGCCGGCGCCGGGCCUGGCUGGAGAAUGGGGGCCUCGGAGCCGCCGCCAGCCCCGCGGCCGGGCCCGGCGGCUCCUCCUGCUCCGCGCGGGGCCGGGCCCGGCCGCUUCGUGCGGUGCCUCUACCUGGUGGGCUUCCUGGACUUCUUUGGUGUAAGUAUGGUUGUGCCUCUGUUAAGCCUUCAUAUCAAGUCUCUAGGAGCAAGUCCAACUGUUGCAGGAGUAGUAGGAUCUUUUUAUGGUUUACUGCAGCUCUUUUCCAGCACGUUUGUGGGCUGCUGGAGUGAUGUAAUAGGAAGACAAUAUUCCCUGCUUGCCUGUAUCCUCUUCAGUGCACUGGGUUAUUUGCUACUUGGCAUGUCCACCAGUGUGUGUUUAUUUGCCAUUGCAAGGGUACCUGUAGGUAUUUUCAAACACACACUCUCCAUUUCAAAAGCUCUUCUUUCUGACUUGGUUUCUGAGAAAGAGCGCCCUCUUGUAAUAGGACAUUUCAAUGCAGCCUCCAGUGUUGGUUUCAUCCUGGGUCCUGUGGUUGGUGGCUACUUUACAGAGCUAGAGAGUGGCUUUUACCUGACAUCUUUCAUCUGUUCUUUUAUCUUCAUUCUGAAUGCUGGCCUGGUCUGGAUGUUACCAUGGAGUGAGGAACACACAGAUAGUAGUGAAAACGAACAGACCACCAGUAACAGUAAAGUGACAGCAAAGGCAAACUAUGACCUGCAGGUUCAAUCACUAGCUAAUGGAACAACGAAAUAUGCUACUCCCCUCCAGUCCCUAUGGAUUCCAGUUGUGUCAGUGCUGAAGAGGAUUAAAAGCAUUGCAUGCUCUGAUCUGUGGGAUAUAUUUUUAGUACGGUUCCUAAUGUCUGUAGCUGUAAUGCUGUAUUAUAGCAAUUUUGUUCUGGCAAUUGAAGAGAGAUUUGGGGUGAAACCUAAGCUCACAGGGUACCUCAUAAGCUAUAGUAGCACCGUUGGAGCACUUGCUGGUUUUCUACUUGGACCAAUAACAAGACUCUAUCAACAUAACUCUUAUGCACUUUUAUUACAUUCCACUGUUCUCACCUGUGUAUUGAUAAUGCUAUAUUCCACAGCACUCAGCAUAUGGGCGGUCAUUUUAUCGUCAACAUUUUUAGCGUUUUCAACCACUGUAGGACGCACUUGCAUCACUGACCUUGAGUUGACCCUGGGUGGGAAUCAGGCCAGUGGCACGCUCAUAGGAGUUGGUCAGUCUGUGACAUCUGUGGGACGCAUAAUUGCCCCUCUUCUCUCAGGAAUCGCACAGGAGUUCAGUCCCUGUGGCCCUCCAAGUCUUGGUGUGGGGCUGGCACUGGUGGCUAUUCUGAUAAUGCUCAUGAACACACCACGAUAUUGCAGUGGUAGAAAUGCUAAAUUAAAAAGUGAAUAGCAGCUUAUUUUGGACAGGCUGGUGCAUCGUCAAUAAAAUGCAAAGUAAUUCAAAUAACUGGGGAUACGUUAUACUAAAGAAUGGUGAGCACUAAAGAAACCUGUAUUGCAGCAACAGGCUGUUUUCUAAAAGAAAUGGUACAAGUUCAAGGGGAGGCCAGCCUGACUGAGCCCUCAGAUUCAUACAGACUUGUCUGCUGCAGGAUCAUACGUCAAGACAGGAAUGCUCAGAGCUGUAGGUCAGAGAGAAAUUCUCUUUCAAAGGUGCAGGCAUCAUUUAAAACCUUUCGUAAAUUGAGCGUUGUAUUUUCUUUGUGCUAAUAAGGUUGAAAUCCCUUCAAGAAAAAUGAUUCUGACUCUGAAUAUAUAAAUGGCUGAUGAAUAAUCCAGUUUGCAGCCCCACAUUGAAGCAAGAUGGUUAGACUGA
Messenger RNA from Terrapene triunguis (Three-toed box turtle), 1840 nucleotides. It is a transcript of the gene SLC67A2, whose product is annotated as major facilitator superfamily domain containing 9. The transcript is spliced from 6 exons. Gene Ontology annotation, biological process: transmembrane transport. Gene Ontology annotation, molecular function: transmembrane transporter activity. The coding region runs from base 41 to 1414 and encodes 457 amino acids. Lineage: Eukaryota; Metazoa; Chordata; Testudines; Emydidae. The record is from RefSeq and is a predicted model, not a curated record.